Heterostelium album PN500 is the source of this 3618-nucleotide messenger RNA. RefSeq lists its product as uncharacterized. The record is from RefSeq and is a predicted model, not a curated record. The coding region runs from base 1 to 3618 and encodes 1205 amino acids. The transcript has 4 exons. NCBI's taxonomy places the organism in Eukaryota, Evosea, Eumycetozoa, Acytosteliales, Acytosteliaceae.
AUGAUGGAAUCAAAUUUCGAAGAUGAAGAUAUAUUACAGAGUACCAAGAUCUUACAGAUUGGUGAAUUAACAGAGAUUUUGGGAUCUCUAAUGAAUUCAGAGGUCGAGGAAAUAUUGGUUCAUCUCGACUGCAUUGUAAAUUCAAUGGGUUGUGUAUCUCAAAGUCUAAACAGUAUAGUCAGAAUAGCAAAUAGAUCACUAAAACAACCAGAACAACUAUCUUUCAAGUCCAUGAUUAGUUUCACAGGACAAACCAAUAUAACAAUUUCAAAUUUAAUUAGAAAAUUAAAACAAAUUCAAAAUUCAAAAAAUAAUAAUUAUAACAACAACAACAAUAAUAAUAAUAAUACAAAUAAUAACAAUAAUAUAAUAGUAGACCAAAGAAAUAAUAAAUAUUUAUCACCAUCUGGCGAUUCCUAUGAUGAUGAUGAAUCAUUGAUUGAACAAGACAAUUCACCGUGUUCCUAUCAUACACCUUUUACAACCAUUGGAACACCAAGUUCGCAAUCACCAAUAGUAGUAACGAAUCAACAUACUUCUAAUAAUAAUAAUAACAACAUUAAUAUUAAUAUUCAAAACAAUUUAAAUAGUAAUUGUAAUAAUUUUAAUAAUUUCAAUACAAAUAAUAAUUUAAAAAUAAUAUAUGAAAAUUCAUCAGUUUCCUCAUCGGAAUCACCAUUGACAUCACCACAAAAAUCAACAACACAUACCACCUCUGUAAAACUAGGUCUAUCGGAAUCCUCUUUGUUUUUAUCGGAAUCAUCAGCAUCGUCGGUUAUCGAUAAAAACAUUGCAAUUUCACCACUUUCCACUUCACCACUGAACAAUAACUCUAUUUCAUUUUCACAGAAAGACAGAGACAGAGAAAGAGAAAGAGAUAGUGAAUUUACAUUCCUCAACCAAGACAAAUCUGAAAAACAUUUGAAACAACAAGAUAAUAACCACAACCACCGCCAAAACAAUAACAAUAACAAUAACAACGAUGACGAAUACGAUGAACCAUGUAGUAGUAACACUAUUUUAAUUAAAAAUAACAACAACAACAAUAAUAGCCAUAUUAGUAAAGUAACAUCAACUGUUACAACAGCAACAACAACACCAACAAAAGUAACAUCAACAGCAUCAAUUAAUAUUACAAACCAUCAUCAUAAUAAUAGUAGUAAUCAUCAUAUUAAUAGUAGUAAUAAUAAUAAUAACAAUAAUAUUAGUUCAACUAACAAUAAUAAUAAUAAUAAUAGUUCAAAUAAUAAUAAUUCAAAUAAUAAUAAUAAUGUAAAUCAAACUAUUAUACAUAAUGAAUAUUGUACACCUUUUUCACCAUCUUCACCACCGAUGUCACCAUCACCGAUGGCAGCAAUGGCAACGAGUGACCACCAGAUUCACAAGAAUAUACUACUGCGGCAACAACAGAAUGAGGAUACGGUGAUCUCUGCAUCUAUGGAGGAGAAGCGUGAUAAUUUCUUGUCUUUUGAACGCUCGCAGACUGCCAUCGCACUGAAUAAGAUAAGGAACAACAUGAAUGACGAUGCCAUUCAGCGCAAGAAUCAGAAAGGCUAUGCAAUGAUGUCACUCAUUCUCAACGAUCUGAACACCUCACAUCAGAGUCUAUUGAAUCAAUCACAUCCAGUACAGAUAUCAACCACCAUAGGAAAUAAUAAUAACAGUUCAAAUAAUUUACUUUUAAACAACAAUAAUAAUAACAAUAACAAUAGUAAUAGUAAUAGUAACUUAAUAGAUAGUAAUAAUAAUAAUAAUAAUAAUGAUAAUAUGUCGAAUAACGGAUCACCUUUAGAUACCUAUCUAUCACAUGAAGAAGAGGAUCUCUCGAGAAUGUAUAAUGUCUAUAAAACACCGGCUGUUCCACUUCCAUUACAAACAGCUUCUACUGCCAUUCCAACAACUAAUACAACAACUAAUGAAUUACAACAGCAACAACAACAACAGAUGUUACAAAACAAUAGAUAUAAAGGAAUGAAUGAUGGUAAUCUAUCAAAAGUUAUUACUUUUACAAAGGCAGAUCCAAGUACUACUACUUUUCAGUUUAUAAAGGAGAAGGUACCGAAACCAUCGCAUGCCAGUAACGAUAGUGAUCUUUAUUACGACGACUAUGAAGAUUACGAUAUGGAGACAGAGAGCCAAUCAUAUGACGAUACCUACUCUUCAGCAGAUCAACUGUCAGCUACCAACUCUUCAACAACCUUUGAUUCAACUACCAAUCUAUCAAGUAAAGCAAAUAACAACAAUACAACAAAUAAUAAUACAACAGCAGCAAUGAUAAAUAGUAAUAGUAAUGGAAAUAUAGCUGGAACUACAACAAAUGGAAAACAUAUAGUUAAUAAUAAUAGUAAUAAUAAUAAUAGUAAUACGACGAAUACAAGUACAAAUACAAAUAGUAAUAAUACAGAUGUUAAAUCACCUAUUAAACAACCAUCAGCGAUGUCACCUAGAAGUGGACCACAGUCACCAAGAUUGUAUCCAGCUAGACCGUCUAGUCUGCAUCGAAGAGCACAAUCAGUAGGUGUAUUUAGUGGAUAUCCUUGGUUUGGAGGUAGACUCAUCCAGAUCAUUGUAUUCCUACCGACUCAACCACAAUCAAUGGUUGACCUAUCGAUCGACGAUGAUUCUACCGUUGAAAAGGUUAUAAUUGAUAUCUUGGAGUUAUGUCAAAGAGAAAAGAAGAAAUUAGAUCAUAACAGUAAUAAUAAUAAUAAUAAUAACAACAAUAGUAAUAAUACUACACAUAGUAAUAACAAUAAUAAUAACAAUCAACAACAACAACAACAACAACAACAACAACAACAUCAAGAAUGUACAAAUUCAAAAUUAGAUGAUUCUUUUUCAUCAAAUCAAUCAAAUGGAGUUGAUAAUCAAAGUAAUAACAAUAGUAAUGGUAAUGGUAGUUCAUCAGGUGGAGAUGUUUCAUUCUCUUUCCUUAGUGUAACGACUAAUCCAAAGGCAUAUUAUUUGAGAGUUUGUCAUUAUGAUGGUACGGUCGAUAAUGACUAUGGCGUGCUGGAGCGAUCGUCAGAGAUGAAGAAGAUCAAAGCAGAGACCUAUGUUUUGCUGCAGAAUACCAAUUGGACGAAGGAGCAGUUGUCGCCACCACCGAUCUUCAGAGUGCACAUCGUGCCAUCGGCACCGCUCUCACACAACGAACGACGUCUGUCAUCGCCACAGAACAACACCAACGGUGUCAAAGAUUCGAUUGCCGUUCCCUACAACCCGACCGCUACACUGUCCUCCAUCAAAACACUGAUCUGCAAGAAAGAGAAAUUCUCUGAGGAUCUCUGUGUAUUCAUGUUGAUGAACAACGAAGUGGUCAACAACGAAUCGAUCACACUCGAAGAGUUGGCAAUGGGUGAUAUUAAAUUAAUUCAUAAUCGUGUCAAAUCAUCAAUUCCAAAAUCAGUUUCAUUUAUUGCCGAUUCUGGAAAUGCUCCAAGAGCAAUCACAAAAUUGUUAGGACCAAUGUUUUUCUUUACUCCAGAUACAGCUGGUGAAUUUAAACAAUAUCAAGUUAUAAAGGUAAAUAAAUUUGGAAUAUCUUUGGAGAGGUUGAUGGGCAUCGAUCAAGAUCGUAUCAUUCAUUCAGUAUUAUUAGAUUUUAAUCUUGUAUAA